Molecule: messenger RNA, 1287 nt
Organism: Rotaria socialis
Lineage: Eukaryota; Metazoa; Rotifera; Eurotatoria; Philodinida; Philodinidae
Source: the annotation of a GenBank genome assembly
AUGUCUGCUGGUGACAAUCCAUCGACUUCAAAACGACCAUUCGGUUUAUCAUUUCCUAGUAAACCAAAAUCAAAAAUAACCACAACAGCUACUUUAGCACCAAUCAAUAGAAGUUGUUUAGCAGCAGCUGCAUUCUGUCUUGAUGAUGAUGACGAUGUAACACCUACAACUUCAUCGACAAAAUUCAAUAAACCUCCAACAUCAAGUCGUCUUGCUUGCAAUCCCAAGGCACAACGUGACAUUGAAGAAGCCCUGGAACAAGAUCCAACUAUUUUUGACUAUGAUGAAAUUCAUGAGCAAGUGAGUUCAACAGUACAACAAGAGCAAAAACGUGAAGAAAAAAAACGCCUUGAACGCGAAACAAAUACAUUUCGACAACCAAAAUAUGUUACAGGACUUUUAGAAAAAAGUAAAGUACGUGAAAAAGAAUACGAAAGAGUUCUAGAACGACGAAUACAACGUGAACGUGAGCAAGAAGGUGAUCUCUUUGCAGAUAAAGAAGUAUUUGUUACAUCGGGAUAUAAAGCUAAAUUAGCUGAACGACAAGCUGAUUUAGAACGUGAAAAACUUGAAGAUAAACGAGAAGCAUUAUUGAAUGUUUUACAACAAGAUAAUAUGGAUGCUUUUUAUAGAUUUCAAUUCAAACUCCGAACAGGUGAUGCAACUAUUCUUGAAGAAAGUGAAAAAGUUAAAACUGAACCUUUCAAAAGUACUGAAAAAGAAUCUUCAGCUAUUCAAAAAGCUCGCCAAAUUCGUUCACGAACAGACAAUGAUGAUGAUCAAAUGGAAACCAAUGAUUCGAAUGAUAUAGAUGAUAAUGGUAAUAUGUACGUACGCGCACGUGAAAAGCAUAAUCGUGUUGCUACUAAUCAUCGUGAACAUAAGGACGAAGAUAUCAGUGAAGAACGCAUCACACAUGAAUUACCAAAGGCAACACCAUCGACAGCAGCAGUUAAAGUUCGACGUAUUAAUGAUGAAAAAAGUCAAGUCUAUGAUGAUGAACAACUUGAAAUGGGUGUUGGUCAAAGCGGUAAAAAGAAUAAACAACAAAAAGAUAAAGAUAAAGAUAAAAAAACAACAAAUACAAAAGAAAAUGAUGCAUUCAUAUGUAUGCCAAUAGCACACGAAAAGAAACGACUAGCAGAAGAAACAAGAAUUGAAAGAAUACGUCGAUUAUGUGAAAAACGAACGGUUGGACAAGUGUUAGAUAUGGCUCAACAAGCUUAUUAUGAACGGCAACAGAAACGAAAUUUAUUUAAAGAUUAUGUUGAAAAAGCUGAAUCAUAA